CUCUCAGUCUGCUCGUGCUCCUCGGGGGGGUCGGUCACUGUGGCACCAGCUCCGACAUUGAACCACUGAACCACUGAACCACCAGCCGGACGCUGCUGCUGCUGCUGCUGCUGCUGACCCGACCCGACCCGACCCGACCCGACCCGACGGGACCCCGUCCUCCUGACCCGUCUCACUCCAGGUUUGAACCCCGGAGACGACAUGAAGCGCUCCCUCGGACUCGUCCUGCUGCUCUGCUGUGGGACGUUUCACCUCGGAUCUGGACUUCGCUGCUACAAGUGCUCGGACUACACCGGGCGCUGCGAGAACGUCCAGGAGUGCACGUACGAGGACUCGUGCAUGUCUCUGAGCGAGCGAGGUGGGAAGACCAUCCGUCAGUGCAUCAGGUACACGGACUGCGACAACUCCCGUCUCACCCAGAUGUUCCCAGCGAUCUCUGGCUUCACGUAUCGAUGCUGCAGCAGCAACUUGUGCAACUCGGGCAACGCCAGCACCGUGGCCAUGCCCGUCCUGGCCCUGCUGGGGGCGCUGCUGAGCGCCUGGUGCUGCGGCCUCUGAUGCCGAGAUGGUUCCUGAUGUUUGUUACAGUUAACAUGAACUAAAGCACUUCCUGUUUAAACAGAUUAAAACCACUUUUUCCACUUUGUUGAGCUAAUUUUUAAAUUUUAUACUUUUACAUACAGUUUAACAAUAAAAACAUAAAUACAAACAAGACACAAUUCAGAUGUUGUUCUAUUUUCUGGAUCAUUCUGGUUUCUUCAUGGUCACAGCUGAUCACACUAAUAAAACCACUUCUUCAUGAAGACAGUA
Molecule: messenger RNA, 810 nt
Organism: Scophthalmus maximus (turbot)
Lineage: Eukaryota; Metazoa; Chordata; Actinopteri; Pleuronectiformes; Scophthalmidae
Gene: cd59b
Product: CD59 molecule (CD59 blood group)
Exons: 3
Coding region: 202-558 (118 amino acids)
Source: RefSeq, a predicted model, not a curated record